Mucor velutinosus is the source of this 1911-nucleotide messenger RNA. RefSeq lists its product as uncharacterized. NCBI's taxonomy places the organism in Eukaryota, Fungi, Mucoromycota, Mucoromycetes, Mucorales, Mucoraceae. Gene Ontology annotation, cellular component: SCF ubiquitin ligase complex. Bases 1 to 1911 code for a protein of 636 amino acids. Gene Ontology annotation, biological process: SCF-dependent proteasomal ubiquitin-dependent protein catabolic process. Gene Ontology annotation, molecular function: protein binding. The transcript has a single exon. The record is from RefSeq and is a predicted model, not a curated record.
AUGGCAAAUAUCCAAUCCUUACCCAUAGAGGUUCUUAUAGCCGUGUUCAUUUUUCUGGGUUCAGCCGAAUCAAUUGGAGAAUGCAGACUGGUCUGCAAAUACUGGAACGAUCCUGCUGCCAAGGCCAUGUUCGAGAAACCAUUGCAUCUGUGUCUCUAUAAUGAGGUGAAGAGAAAAAAGCUAAUGGAGUACUUGACAAAAGAUCAAACCAAAGGCCAACAUGUGAAAUACCUCAGUCUAUGCCAUUAUGACAACAACAUCCUCGAAGCAAUCUUGCCGUUUCUCUUUACUUCCAACAUCAGAGAAUUAGGUGGCGAUGACACUGAUAUGCUAUAUAGACUUAUUACCAAAAUCGCUCAAGAAUCCAUAACCAAGUUUGAUAAGCUCAGUGUCAUUCCCUCUACAUACUAUUUUACCGACAGCUACAGUAAAGCUUUAUCGACUUUCAAGAACAGUUUAACAACUGUAGAUAUUACCCUCGACGAGAUUCCUGAUUCACCAACACACUUGAUGAACCAGCUCAAUAAAUUCAAGUGCUUGACGACGUUGACUGUGAAAGCACCCUUUGGCAACAUAGCAGAACUGGAGCAAAUCAUAGGUCGCUGCUUGCAACUACAACAACUUCAAUUAAGUACUGAGGCCUAUGUUCAAUAUGACGGCACACCAAUGGAUGUCGCAACCCUUUCAACUUGGCCUGUUAAUAAUGCUAACUUCUAUCAGGUCACUAGUCUGAAGAAUCUCAGCAUUGUCUCUGCCGGCUUUCCUCAUUUCGUUCAGUAUCUGAUGUUCAAGUACCCAAAUAUGCAAAGCAUCACUUUAAACAUCCAUGAAACAGACGCAUACAUCACCACAAACACAGAACAGCUAAUCGAGCCCUUGAAAAACGUGGCAAACUAUACUUUGACGUAUAGAAUAACAGUGGGAGAUGCUAUUACUACGAUAUUCAACACAGCGAAGAGCGAUAUCAACAUUGUGAAAAUUGGAUAUCAUCAUGUUUUGGGAGGGACCUUGACAAUCGUAAUGACAAUUGAAGGAAAAGAAUCACAAGAGCUAAAUCACGAAACAACCUUUUCCGUGCACAUACCACCCAAUGCAAAUACAAAAACACACGCCUGGUACUUAUCACAAGUACACAUGCCAGCAGAUCACCUGGAAAUUGACUUGCUAAAUUAUCGCGACUUUGAUGUGGAUGAUAGAAACGAUUUUUAUAGGAAAAUAGCUGUCAAAGAUGAAAACGUUGUCUUUUUCAACAUUCUAUUUGACUAUCCGGAUGCUGAAAACAUCAGGUUUAUUGCGCGAGACAUUAGUGAUUGCACCGACUUUUACUUUUCAAAUCAUUAUACUCGACUGAAAUCAUUGGAGAUUUGUGGUGCUCAGUUAAGCCCUGCUACUUCUCUUGCUUUGACUGACAUGUGCCGUGAACUGAGCGUACUCAACUUGGUCAAUUGCCCUAUUUUGCGUCAGAAUGGCAUAGUACGCAUCAACAUGGAGCAUAAUGCAUUCCAACAAUUUACGUAUCGGUUAAUGCCGUGCAAUUACUUUACUCGUGACAUGGACGAUUCGGACAACGAGGCAGCUGUUGAAUACGCAGAGAGAACCCUGCUGGCGCUUGAGUUGUAUUACUCUAGGGAAACGUAUCUUUGGUUACGAAUCAGGAAGACUAAUCGAGCAAUGUACCUCAAGAUUAUGCCAAAUGAUAGUUAUAGAUAUUUGAUAACCAAGAAGCAGUUUUAUUUACGUUCCCCUAAAGCUCGAGCAAUCCAAUUUUCAUGUUUUUCUGUAAGGCAUUUGUUACUCGAUCUUGAUUCAAUACGUCUACAAAUUGACGAAGAAUAUCUUGAUUACGCCCUCACUUCCCCUCUCUCAUCAGAGUACAAUUCUGCUGAAGACAGUGAUAUGAGUGAUUUCUGA